Symphalangus syndactylus (siamang) is the source of this 5760-nucleotide messenger RNA. RefSeq names its product KH RNA binding domain containing, signal transduction associated 2 (gene KHDRBS2). Gene Ontology annotation, molecular function: mRNA binding; poly(A) binding. Gene Ontology annotation, cellular component: nucleus. Gene Ontology annotation, biological process: regulation of alternative mRNA splicing, via spliceosome. Lineage: Eukaryota; Metazoa; Chordata; Mammalia; Primates; Hylobatidae. The record is from RefSeq and is a predicted model, not a curated record.
CGGCGAGAGCGAGGGACGACGGAAGGGACGGGAAGGUGUGGGCGCGGGGCCACGCAGCCCGACGGCGGGAGUCGCAGGUGCGGGGUGCAUGGGCCAGUGAGGACGCACAGAGAUCCCUCGCCGCGCGGAGGAGGAGCCGCGCGGGAGCCAGGCGCUGCCCCAAGACCCUGCGUCCGAGCGAGCGGAACCUCGCGCUUCGCCCGGGGACAGUCCGAAGUGCGCGCUAUGGAAGAGGAGAAAUAUUUGCCUGAGCUGAUGGCAGAGAAAGAUAGCCUGGAUCCAUCUUUUGUGCAUGCAUCGCGCCUUUUGGCAGAAGAAAUUGAAAAGUUUCAAGGUUCUGAUGGAAAAAAGGAAGAUGAAGAAAAGAAGUAUCUUGAUGUCAUCAGCAACAAAAACAUAAAGCUCUCGGAAAGAGUACUGAUUCCUGUCAAGCAAUAUCCAAAGUUCAAUUUUGUGGGGAAAUUGCUUGGACCAAGAGGAAACUCCUUGAAGAGGCUACAGGAAGAAACAGGUGCUAAAAUGUCUAUCCUGGGAAAAGGAUCAAUGAGAGAUAAAGCUAAGGAAGAAGAACUAAGGAAGAGUGGGGAAGCCAAAUAUGCCCACUUGAGUGAUGAGCUUCAUGUAUUAAUUGAAGUGUUUGCUCCACCUGGGGAAGCUUAUUCACGUAUGAGUCAUGCAUUGGAAGAGAUUAAAAAAUUCCUGGUUCCUGACUACAAUGAUGAAAUUCGUCAGGAACAACUGCGUGAAUUAUCUUACUUAAAUGGCUCAGAGGACUCUGGUCGUGGCAGAAGUAUUAGAGGCAGAGGGAUCAGAAUAGCUCCCACAGCUCCUUCCAGGGGCCGUGGGGGUGCUAUACCUCCUCCCCCACCACCUGGACGAGGUGUUCUCACCCCUCGGGGAAGCACUGUAACCCGAGGAGCCCUUCCAGUGCCACCUGUAGCAAGAGGUGUCCCUACUCCUCGAGCCCGGGGGGCCCCAACAGUGCCAGGAUACAGGGCACCUCCUCCUCCAGCCCAUGAAGCUUAUGAAGAAUAUCCAUCAUUACCACUUUCCUUGUUUUUUGAUACAGUGGCAAAAUCUCACCAGGGUUAUGAUGAUGGCUACGGGGGUGAAUAUGAUGACCAGACCUAUGAGGCUUAUGAUAACAGCUAUGCGACACAAACGCAAAGUGUGCCUGAAUACUAUGACUACGGUCAUGGAGUAAGUGAGGAUGCCUAUGACAGCUACGCACCAGAAGAAUGGGCCACAACCCGCUCUAGCUUGAAGGCACCACCGCCGAGGUCAGCCAGAGGGGGAUACAGGGAACACCCCUAUGGUAGAUAUUGAAGGUCCUUCCCACCUGUGACCUCACCUCAAAGACAAUUCAUAGCCUGUGGUCUCCACAUAAACAGCAACAACACAAGUACCCACAAGCAAAGAACACAUAAUUGAAUAACCGAUGUGAUUUGCUAAGAAGGAUGGAGGUGAAGAUGUAUGAUAGAAAAACGAAAAGCUGGAAUAAACCCAAGACUGGCUGUCUGGAGGUUUAAUGUUUUUAACAAUGGAGGCCAAAAAAGAAGAUAAUUUGGAUUUGAACCAAUCACCAGUCAAGCCAGGGUUCUUUUGCUUUUUGGUUGUUGUUGUGGAAACGAUGUCAGAUGUUCAUAUUUUCCCAGUGGAAUUUUACAAUACUUUUGGAAACAGUUUCAUAGGGUGAAAAUAAUAAGAAGAAAGAAUGAAAACAAAACACAGAUGGGAAAAAAGUACGAUUUUCUUCAUCUCAACUCGCCUCACCACUGCAGAUCCAAGCCUGACACAGAGCCUAACAGAACAUUGUGGACACAAGUCAUUCUAGCCACAUCUGAUCUGUCUGAAAAAGCCACUGGGAGUGAUCGUCGAUGAACAAAGGAACUGCAUGUGAAAGCCUUUUUAAAUCCUUCUAUAUAAUUUUAAGUUUAUAUUGAACUAAAUAAAAAACAAAAACAAUUUUAGUCCCAACUCUGACUUAGACUUAAAGCAUAGCUCAGUGUGAAAUCUAAAAAUGUGGUUAAUAAAUGACAUCUCUGUCAUUGUCCCAGUUUAUCAACAUAAUGUUCACCACUCAGAAUUUUUAAAGUAAUAUUAAUUACAGGAUUAAUUACAAUGGCAUGCUAUUUUGGCACUUUAUAAAACUUAAAUGAUAUAAAUGAGUAUUAUGUAAGUCCUUUUUGAGAGGACUUCUGGAAGAUUUAAACAUAAUCAGUGAACAUAUGGAUCUAUUUUCAACACUUGAGUAAUGUAAAGGUAUCUCAAUCUAUAUAUUAAUAUAUACUCUUUUAAUAACGAAUUGCCCUUGGGCUCCAGUGUUUGUUUACUCAUUCUUAUAUUUGGCAAACAUGUGUGGAUACAUCUAUUAUGUGUUAAGUGCAGUACAAGGGACUGGGCACAUGAGGAUGUGCAAGACAGAGUUCCCCAUUUUUAAGGAGUUGGUGUUCUCAUAAAGGAGAAAAAAUUAAAAUGGCACAUGCAGAAAAAUAGAAAAAGUGCUACUGUAGAUAGGAGCACUUAGGAGAAUACCUAAGCCAGAUUGCAGAUUUUGUAUUUUAAUGUUGUUUUUUCUUUUUCCAGUAAAUUUAAAAUUCUGACAACAAUCUUAGAAAUUACCUAUAAAAAUGGCAGUGUGAACAUGUGGCAUCUGUAAAUUGUUCAAUAUCCUCACAGUGUGUAAAGGGCCUGUAGGGAUCUAUAGCAACAAUUAUUUUUAAAAUAAGUUCAUCAAAUACUUCCCAUAUUUUGACAUUCUUAUGAGAUCUUUUGAAGCCCUCCACAUUUCAUAUUUGGAGAGUAUCUUUCUGAGUCAAAAUUAUUGUAUUCCCCCCCCCGUUUCUGUGUUUUUCUCUAAACAAGUAAGUUUGGAAAUGGUUCUUUUCUUUGGCUGGUAAAUGCAAUUUAUCUGCUUUUGGAAGAAAAAUAAGAAACACUAAAAUACCUGUGGUGAAUUUUCGCUUCUGUAAAUGGGUCACACUUUGUCGAAUUCUGAAUAUAUUAAGCCUUUGUGGAGUUCUGUUAUUCUCAAAUACUAGGUUGCUGCACUGGAUAUCAAAGGGUAAUUUAUUUUGUUAUAAGUAGACUUUUACUCAGUUCUUUUUUUAACCUCAAAACAUGAAUACUUCAAAAAAGGUAACUGAGAGAUAAAUUAGAAUUUUUAAGCAAAGAGAAUAUUAAUUUUCAUUUAUAUUUGUGUAAUUGCACACUGCUCUUCAUGUAUGGGAAAACUAUUAUUGUGACCUGAGAUCUGUAGGAUAUCUGCUUUGUUAAUUUUCCUGUGGCAGCGAUGAAUUUGAGGUGAACCACCCCUGAGAAAAUGUUCAGUGACCCUGCCAGAAGAAGUAGCUUCAACCAACAGAGCGAUGAAAAUUAACCAUCUUCAUAGGGAUUGACCUAAAGCAUAGGCAACAACAGAAUUACAUAUAAACAAAAGUAGAAAAUAUAUGUAAUCAUGAAUAUGCCAUUCACAAUCAAUUGCCUAAAAGUUUUAAAUUUCAUAUGACGUUUUACUUUUUGAUUUCUAAAUUAUUUUUCACAGUUGUUUAUGCUGUAAUCUUAUUUGUUAGGAUGAACUAAUGUAUUCUACUAAAUUUCUCAACCAAGAUAAUAAAAUAUGAUCUGGCACAUUCUAAGUCCUGAAGUAUUUUUAUUCUAGUAAAACGCCUAGUACAACGCAUGAAGUAUAAACGCUCCUUAAGUGUUUUCUUCCUCCUUUACUGCACUGGUAUUUAUCAUGAUAAAUUAUUUGAGUUUGCUAAAUUCUCAUACUAGGACUUUAAAGUAUCACAUAUCACUUUCUUCUAAAGAUCAUUUGGUAUCCAAAUAACAUUUAGGUAUAUCAAAAUUUAUUUUGACCACAAGUUUCUAUUGGCCAAACUCAUAAUACUUGGUGCCAAUCCUUUCACAUAGUCCUAUCUUCUUUCAAGAAAUUUUCAUAAUGAUGAGAAAACAGUAGCAGAAGCAAUGUUAAACGAAAGGAUAAAGGACACUAGUACUUUCAUCUAGGAACCAACUUUUACCUUCUUCUCUGUUUAUGUUUAUUCUCAUGUCUCUUUCAAAAUCUAUAUUUACAUCUCAAGAGAGUUUCACAGAUAGUCUUUGAACCAGUUAUCAGUUGGAUGCUCUUGCGGAUUGAUUUAUAGUUUUCCUCUCUCCUCUAGUGUUGAUGAAAUGACCAUUCCUAAGGAAAAGCCACUGGAGACAAACUCAGAAUCCAGAUUCACAUUCAGAUGAUUUGUGUUUUCCCCAUAACCACCCUCCUAGAUUCAGGUUCCCAUUGCCCUACACUCAGGUUGUUUAACAAAAUAACUAACUUAUGUCUCCACCUCCAAUCCCCUUUCCAUCUGAUUGAUCUACAGACAGAAAGCUUUAGGAGAAUUUCUGCCUUAUUCUUGCUCCCAGCUUAAAAAUUCAAAUGACCUCCUGUUUCUAUCAAGUUGGAAUUCUCUGGUUGACAUUCAAGACACAAUACUAACUCAUCUCUGAAUACCACUGCUAUAAUUACUUGUCACAGUUCAACAGAUAGCCCUUUACACAAACACUCACAAAGACGUAUUUGAUAUUUAGACUUAGUUCAGCCACUACUUCUUUGAAAAUAUUUUCUAACCCUUCCCCCUUGCUCCUGAAGUGGGUUAGGUAUUCCCCUCCCAAAUUACCUCCAGCAAACUUACCAGAAAAUGUAACACACUGUAUUGUCUUUUUUUUUUUUUUUUUUGGCUUAUUCAUCUGUGUCCCCUAUAAAGAUAUAAGUUUCCUUAGGGCAGAAGGAAACUAUUUGUCUUUAUAGCUCCAGUAUCUAACAUUAUGUUAGCAUGUAAGCGGUGCUCAUAAACUGUUUGUUUAAAAUGAUGGCAUGUCCUGAAUAAGUAUCGUGUUGCUGAUCCUGAUGCCAAAAACUUAGUGAUGUGUCUCUUCUAAGUAAAUGGCUGCCUUUCCCUUUUAUCUUUCUUUAUGUUUCUUCCUACUUCCAAAAUUUGUAUCAAAUUUAACUUCCUUGGAAAAAAUCAGAUAUUCUUCAAAGAAAGACAGAAGUGUUACUUGAGAACCCAAGCUGAGACAAAGCAAUUUGUUUCCAAAGCAAUCCUGCCUCUCACUGAAGAGUCUAAAAAACCACAGAAUACGAAGAGACAAAUGGACAGCAUAUGCAGAAUCCUGAUAUAAGAGUUCACUAUUCAACUCAGCACUAAAAAUAUACACCAAACUCCAAAAUGUCAUCUUUGGGACAGUUUAUGUCCCCCAUGUUUAGAGCCCAAGCUCCCCUCCCUUGGCAAUGUGAUGAAAUCUGUCCCCUGCUCAAUACUCUUGCCACUGUUUCCAGGCCACUCUCUUCUCUGGCUCAAUGUCUGAGGACUCCUAGGAAACCUCACUUUUUUGGUAGCUAUUCUACACCUCCUUGUUUCAGGCACCAUUUGGGAAUUUCUGUUCUGUAAGCAUACAACUCACUGCUGCCAAAACAAUGCUUGAUUGCAUGUGAGACAUUUCCUAGGAAGCCUUUCUGAAUCCAUGUAUGUCUGGUUUGGUUACAGAUACUUUCCUCCAAAUACAAUCCUGUUCACCAUGGAAGACAUUAAAACCUUCAGUGAUUGCUGCUGGGGGCCUUCACCAAAAUGCAGCCAUUCACCUUUGCUUUUGCUCUACCUACAAAAAAUGUUCAUUGGCUCACUCCCGAAGUCAACUUUGAUCCAACGAUAGUCUUCAGUUACCAAACCUUAUCACACAUCUGUAAAACUGGAUAAUAAACAAGUGUUUAAAAUA